Messenger RNA from Nicotiana tabacum (common tobacco), 1092 nucleotides. The record is from RefSeq and is a predicted model, not a curated record. NCBI's taxonomy places the organism in Eukaryota, Viridiplantae, Streptophyta, Magnoliopsida, Solanales, Solanaceae.
AUGAGUUUCUUGAGGGGUCUAUUAGGUGGUCUUCUUCUUGCUAUGGUAUUUUUUGUAUCUGAUGGAGACCCUUUGGUUCCAGCAUUGUGCAUCUUUGGUGAUUCUGUAGUUGAUGUUGGAAAUAAUAACAACUUAAGCACUCUCAUCAAGGCAAACUUCCCACCUUAUGGAAGAGAUUUUGUAACCCACAGACCCACCGGAAGGUUCUGCAACGGAAAGCUGGCCACAGACUUCACAGCUGAGUAUCUUGGGUUCACUUCUUACCCACCAGCUUACCUGAGCCGAGAAGCUAGAGGGAAAAGAAUUCUGACUGGCAUCAACUUUGCCUCUGCUUCUUCCGGUUAUUAUGAGAGGACUGCUAAUUUAUAUCGUGCUCUAACGUUGCCACACCAACUAAAAUAUUACAGGGUGUGGCAAAGGAAAGUAGUGAAUCUGGUCGGGAGGACCAAGGCUAACAACAUAUUCUCAGGAAGUAUACAUCUUAUAAGUGCAGGGAGCAGUGACUUUAUUCAAAACUACUAUAUAAAUCCACUACUCAACAGAGUCUACUCACCUGAUCAGUUCUCCGAUAUCCUCAUGCAGUCAUACUCUACAUUUGUUCAGCCAGUCCUCAUUAUAAUAUCAGCAGCGAUCUAUGGACAGAACCUCUAUGGUUUAGGAGCAAGGAAGAUUGGGGUCACAACUCUGCCACCAACUGGUUGUUUGCCAGCUGCCAUUACUUUGUUCGGUGCAGGAACCAACCACUGCGUUGCAAGACUGAACAAAGACGCAAUCUCCUUCAACAAUAAGCUCAACAGGACAUCUCAAAAUCUAAAGAGCAAGCUUCCUGGCAUCAAGCUCGUAGUCUUCGACAUCUAUCAGCCUCUCUUUGAUCUGAUCACAAAACCUGUAGAGAAUGGAUUUUUUGAAUCAAGGAAGGCUUGUUGCGGGACUGGUAUGAUAGAAACAUCGUUCCUUUGUAAUGCCAGGUCAAUUGGAACAUGCUCCAAUGCUACAAAUUAUGUCUUCUGGGAUGGAUUUCAUCCCUCAGAAACAGCAAAUGAGAAAUUGGCUCAAAGUCUGUUGGAACAGGGCUUUGAGCUCAUCUCUUAA